This is a messenger RNA of Diatraea saccharalis (sugarcane borer), 1620 nucleotides long. Lineage: Eukaryota; Metazoa; Arthropoda; Insecta; Lepidoptera; Crambidae. The record is from the annotation of a GenBank genome assembly.
GUGUUCGGGGUAAUUGUAUAUGUGUACCAAAGUCAAUAUUGUUCUGUGAUAAUAGCCAAAAAAUGAAUUUUUUAGAUUUUAUAUGAUAACUUGUGACUUUUAGGACUGUUACAACAGAAGAAGAAGAACUUACUAUUCUGUUCCGUUUAUAAUCCUUCAACGUGGAACAAUGUCUUCACCGUUAAUUGAUAAGUUUAAACAAUUUGAUGCCUAUGCAAAAACGUUAGAAGACUUCAGAAUAAAAACUGCAACCGGUGCCGCAAUUACCAUCACCGGUACUAUAAUAAUGCUUUUACUGUUCUUAUCAGAACUCAAUACAUACAUUUCCCCAAACGUAUCUGAAGAAUUGUUUGUCGAUACAUCAAGAGGUCAUAAAUUAAGAAUAAAUUUUGAUAUAACUGUACCCAGAAUCUCUUGUGACUAUUUGGUGUUGGAUGCAAUGGAUUCAUCAGGAGAACAACAUCUUCAAAUGGAUCACAACAUACACAAAAGAAGACUGGAUCUUGAUGGAAAUCCUAUUGAAGAGCCAAAGAAAGAAAAUUUUGUGACAUCAUCUCAAAGAAUAGAACACAAUAAGACAAGUCUUGCUAAAGUAGAAUGUGGUAGCUGUUAUGGAGCUGCUUUCAAUGAAUCACAAUGUUGCAAUACUUGUGAAGAUGUUAAGGAAGCUUAUAGGCUGCGCAGGUGGGCUUUACCAAACCUGUCAACAAUCGAGCAGUGUAAAGGUGACGAAUCAAUAGAAAGAACCAAUUUAGCCCUAAAAGAAGGUUGUCAGAUAUAUGGCUACAUGGAAGUAAACAGGGUUGGAGGAAGUUUUCAUAUAGCACCUGGGAAAAGUUUUACAAUUAAUCAUGUUCACGUACAUGAUGUACAGCCAUUCUCAUCAUCAGCAUUUAAUACAACACAUAUAAUAAAACAUUUAUCUUUUGGAAGUAACAUAAAAAGUGGCAAUACUGCACCAUUAGAUGGAAUAGUUGGUUUAGCAAAAGAAGGUGCUGUAAUGUUUCAAUAUUAUUUAAAAAUUGUUCCAACUAUGUAUGUUAAGUUGGACAAGUCUGUUCUAUAUACAAACCAAUUUUCGGUUACACGACAUCAAAAAUCAGUGUCGAAUGUCAACUCUGAAUCUGGUAUGCCCGGUGCCUUCUUUAGUUAUGAACUCUCACCACUUAUGGUAAAAUAUACAGAAAAAGAAAGAUCCAUCGGUCAUUUUGCUACUAACAUAUGUGCUAUAAUAGGAGGAGUCUUCACAGUUGCUGGUAUAUUUGAUACAUUAUUAUAUCAUUCACUUAAUGCCUUUCAAAAUAAGAUAUUACUUGGAAAAACUGGAUAGUUUCUUUAUAUUGUCUUUAAAAAGGUAUUAAAGUCACUCACAUUACAUUUUGCAUAUUUUUUACAAAAUUCUACAUCUGUGCCCUCUACUAAUGCCUUAAGUGGAACAAAAUUUUCCUUCUUAGGAUCAAAUUGAUCCCUUCCUAGCUUUUUAAGAAACAUAUGACGUUGUUUUACCCGAAAAUUCCUAGAUAACAAUACCUCUGGGCAAAGAAGUAUAAUGGAGUGAGGUAUAUUCAUAACAUUAUGGAUAUACUUAAAUCUCUCCAAAAGCGCCCGUUGAUCUGAAAC